AGCUCCCGCAGUGGGUUGGCUACCUGGAGCAACAGCUAAAACAGACAAGCGCUGUGCGAAAGUACUCCGUCGUCUUUUCCUCCGCCCGUGACAGUCACCAACCGCACCAUUAUGCGCCACGAAGUUGAUUUACAUAAACCAGUCCAACCCACCAAAGUUCCACCCGAAUUAUUAGUCCCCUGACCGACCGAACCCCGCCCGGAGAGAAAGCAGUGGGGGUUGAAAAUUCCUCUCUAGACUGUUUUCCAACGGCCGUGAGCCUUUAAUUCCGUCAAUCGCCGUCAUCUGCUCGCUUUUCACACCGACUAUCUCGGCAGCAACUGGAUUUUGGCUCAACAGUACAUCGUCCUCCCGAGGUCUUCGCCAUCACAGCCCCUGUGAACGAAAUCACCCGGCAAUCGCCGAAGGCAAAACAUAACAACGAGAGCACGUCCAGGCCAGACGGCCUGCACUGGAAUCCGUCGCCAUGAUGGAAUCCACCGUCUGGAAUACCCAGGACCAGUCUCUGCCGCCAUCCCAUGAUGACGACUUUCCGCAAUUCCUCGAUAUGGGAGACACGGGCGGCCUCGAUGGGUCGCUUCAAUUCGACUUUCAGGACUUCCAGCCCGGGCAUGGCUCGUCCAUCAUGUCUCAAAAUCCCCGCGAUCAGCUCGACACCCCCAUGAGAGGGAGCACCGAUGCUACCACCAUGGUGAUGACGGCGUCCGAUAACACAACCGCUCAGUCCCAGCUCAUCGCCAUGAGCUCCGCCGCUUCGCACCCUUCUAUCCCGGCACACAUGAUGCACCAUCCGCCGACCCCCAACGACCCCAUUUCCCAAAUCGAUGCGCAGAUACAAUUUCUUCAGCAGCAGCAGCGCCAGAUGCAGGAGCAACAAGCUCAGCAGCAGGCCGCCUACUAUGCCAGUCAGACCUCGGCUCAAGUGCCCCCGACCCCGCAAAGCCUCGAGAUGCCUUCCAAUGGCAACCAUUUCUACCCUCACGACCAACACCAACAGAACAUGUUUGACACUCGCUAUCAACACAUGAAGGAACAGCAAGAUAUGGCCUUCACCCCUCUCGUCUCUCCUGCGGUGACGCCCCUAGACCCCCAUUUCCAGAUGGACGCCAAUUUUGGCUUGUCAGGCGCCUACUUCAGCCCUCUUACGUCGCCUGCCCUCCACGCUCAGAGCGAGUCCAGCUCGCCCUAUGACCAACGGAACUCAAUUUCCACUCGUAACUCACCCGGCGAGAUGGAUCUGGAGAAUUGUGCGCCCGCCGCCGCUGCUUCAGGAGUGGACCUCUCUAAAAAGGCUAGAAAGAACAACGCAUCACGAGCCAAAGGCAAGGCGAGCGUGCGGCAAUCGCCCAUCUCAAAACCUCAAAAGAAGAAAAUGGUGCCUACUCCCCAGAUGGUCUCCCAGGUUCUCAGCGACCUCCAGGAAUCGGCCGAGGACGGGAUGGACCAGGUACUUCCACCGAGCUUCCUUCCGGCGCCCAUGAGCAGCGAAGAGAGCGAGAACGCGUCGGUGUCACCCGAGACCCUGUCUGACAUGCCGGCCCUAUCCGAAAUGCCACCGCCUCCUCCUCCCACACCUCAGUCUAGGCUUGUAAAAUUGCUAGCGACGGCGGCGGCUCCACCCUCAGCUUUGCCCCCCGGUAUCCAGGGCAAGCCGUCGCCCGCCACACCGGCGUCGCUCAUGAAAUUGCCGUCAUCUAGUGCCAAUGGCGGCGCAACUUCUUCCAGCGCACAGGAAGGCGGUGCGCCGGAGCACAUUGAGAAUCUCGAACUUCCCGAAUCAGCCAAUUUUGCGAAGAUGCGGCUGAGCCCGCUCGACACGAAUCGGACGCCGGUGCAAUGCCCGUCAGAACCCAACUCCGCCCGGGUAUCCGCCUUCCAGCCACUGCCGUCCCCCGUUUUCGCCAAGCCUCGGACAACCGCGUCAGCGAACCAAAGCCCGAUUAUCGCGCCCGGCUCCAGCGGGCCCGCCCCGAGGAAAACACCCCAGCUGGCACCCCGGAACAGCAAGAAAAGGGGAAGCAUCAGCUCCUCGCACGUUUCGCCCGCGCUCCGGCCGCGCAUAUCGCCCCACAUCAAGCCGUUGCUGCCGGGGACGCCGGGAUUGACGGCCGAAGACUCGGCUUCGCGCCUGCUGGCAACGAAAUCCAAUUAUCAGAACAUCCUCGAGGGGAACACCGUACCCGGGGUGACGUACCCCAUGGAGCUCUCCACCAACUUGACGUCGAAGCGGACGUCGCAUAAAAUCGCGGAACAGGGCCGGAGAAACCGCAUCAAUUCGGCAUUGCAGGAAAUCGCUGCGUUGCUGCCCAAGUCGGCCACGACGGAGUUAAAGAGCAGCGAGUGUGAGAAGGACGGAGGGAAACCGGGCUGCGUGCCCAACAGUAAGGCCAGCACGGUGGAGAUGGCUAUCGAGUACAUCAAGCAGCUCAGGCAAGAGGUGGCGGAGGCGACAGCACGUGCAGAGAAGGCGGAGAAAAAGCUGGAGGAGAAAGAAAAGGGGUCGGUAUCGUGACAAGACGGAGUCGCACUGCGCAUGGUGCGCCUGCGGGGUUGUCUUUGUAGUACUGGCUCGAUGGCGCAUUCCUCGAGUGGUUAGAUUCAUGAUACAGGCACUGGGGGGUAGGGGAGAUGGCUGGUUUCUUGUUUGCCGGGUACUGGCUGCGACAGCAUGUGAUAUAAAAGAGCGAGGAGUUUGGUGAUGGCGGGCGGUUAUGUGAUGGCGGUUCGCCUGAGCGUUUAAUGUCGUUUUGUUCAUUCAAUCGUGUAUCUCUGGGGCGGGUUAUAGACGUGUCUGAGACUGAAGGUGCCCUACAUAUAUAUAUAUAUAUAUAUAUAUACGUAGGUGUAUAGGUUUAUAUAAAACGGAAUCUGGGCCU
Sodiomyces alkalinus F11 is the source of this 2876-nucleotide messenger RNA. RefSeq lists its product as hypothetical. NCBI's taxonomy places the organism in Eukaryota, Fungi, Ascomycota, Sordariomycetes, Glomerellales, Plectosphaerellaceae. Gene Ontology annotation, molecular function: protein dimerization activity. Bases 467 to 2512 code for a protein of 681 amino acids. The transcript has 2 exons. The record is from RefSeq and is a predicted model, not a curated record.